GCCCAUAAUCGUUAGUUUCCUUUUAGGUCCGAUUGUGCAAAAUUCUUACAUUUUGUUUACCUUUGAAAUUAGGUGAAUCCGCUCGCUAAUAGGAUUUCGCAUCGAGCGCGAAUCAACCGAACCGACUGGUUAACGUAAUCCGCCUUAAGAACUAUCGCUAUAACGGGAUAACACUUUUAAAUUCUAGAAAGAAAAUACCUAGACCUAGAUCCUUCCCGCAGAAGCGUCGUCCGUGCAACGCAGUGCACAUCUCCGUUUCUGGAAGGAGCAAGAUGGGAACCAAAUAAGGAUGAGCUACAUGUAUGACGCAGAGGAGGUCGAGCACUUUAGGAAAAUCGCUAGUUCCCAAAGGAAAAUCCCGAAGAUCAUGGCGCUGAACGGAUUUCUGGAGUUCUUCCAGAAAGAAAAGACAUUUCGACCCAAGAAGAAGUUCACCCAAGGAACCAUUCGCUAUUCACUUCACAAGCAAGCUCAUGCCAGUCUGCAGUCCGGAAUCAAUCUGAGAGAAGUGGUCAAACUGCCUCCGGGAGAGAACAUGAACGAUUGGCUAGCCGUGCAUGUAGUGGAUUUCUUCAAUCGCAUCAAUCUCAUAUAUGGUACCAUAUCCGAAUACUGUAACGAAACUACCUGCCCCACCAUGAGCGGUGGCUCCAAGUACGAGUACUUGUGGGCCGAUGGGGAGAUAUUCAAAAAGCCAACCCAACUGCCGGCUCCCCGGUAUGUUGAACUGCUCAUGGACUGGGUCGAGAACCAGAUCAACAAUGAAGCGCUCUUCCCCGUGUCGACCGAUGUGCCAUUUCCCAAGUCUUUCCCGACGCUUUGCAAGAAGAUACUGGCUCGGUUGUUUCGCGUUUUUGUGCAUGUCUAUAUCCACCACUUCGACCGAAUCGUCAGUAUUGGAGCGGAAGCUCACGUAAACACGUGCUACAAGCAUUUUUACUACUUUAUCCAAGAGUUCGAUUUGAUGUCAGCGAAGGAGUUGGAACCGCUAGCCGUGAUGACCGCUCAGAUGUGCAAAGACUAAACUUGGGUUAUGGAGUAAGGGUUUACGUGAUGAACAAAUUACGUUGUAUAAUAACAAUUUGAACAAUAGUGAGUUUUAAAUCAGGUUGUUGAUAGCCUUUAAUGCAUAAUAAAGAAUGAAACGUAUAAUAUCGUA
This is a messenger RNA of Aedes albopictus (Asian tiger mosquito), 1159 nucleotides long. RefSeq names its product MOB kinase activator-like 3 (gene Mob3). The transcript is spliced from 3 exons. Lineage: Eukaryota; Metazoa; Arthropoda; Insecta; Diptera; Culicidae. Gene Ontology annotation, cellular component: cytoplasm. The record is from RefSeq and is a predicted model, not a curated record. Bases 290 to 1024 code for a protein of 244 amino acids.